Molecule: messenger RNA, 1002 nt
Organism: Mytilus californianus (California mussel)
Lineage: Eukaryota; Metazoa; Mollusca; Bivalvia; Mytilida; Mytilidae
Product: growth arrest and DNA damage-inducible protein GADD45 alpha-like
Exons: 5
Coding region: 117-581 (154 amino acids)
Biological process (GO): regulation of cell cycle
Cellular component (GO): nucleus; cytoplasm
Source: RefSeq, a predicted model, not a curated record
CAUACGUAUCACUUCGAAGAAUCUGAACACGUUGGAUUUAACACGUAUUUAAAAUAAGGAUAUACCAAUACUUUAUAAACAUUUUAUUGCAUUUGGAAGCAAUAGUUUUUGUGAAGAUGACUUUCCUUGAAAAUUUUGGAAUAGAUAUGGAUGCUCAAAGGAAUGUAAACAACAUCGGAAUGGCCCUUAAAACGAUUCUGCUGAAGGCUAAAGAAGACGGCAGAUUAGUCUGCGGUGUAUAUGAAUGUGCUCAGAUACUUCAGGAAAUUCCAGAAGACAUUGCCUUAUGUCUGUUGCCUGAAGUUGUGGACACAGAUGAUGUGACUGCUAACAUACAGCAUAAACUAGUGGAAGCUUAUUGUUGGGAAAACGAAAUAGAAGUUGUUAAAGUUGACAACUUCCAUAAAGUGGGAAAGAUGGUUCGUAAUGACAAAACGGAGGAGGAUAAUAAAGAUGUUGGUUGUGUACUAAUACAAAACACGAAAACAGACGAGAAAACAGACGAGAGUGCCAAUGAUUUCAUCGAUAACUACUACUCUAUGUUGGCUAACCAGACACCUGUUGUGGCUUUGCCAGAUUGAGUGCUUAUCAAAUCAUCAUGUGAUUUAGUACCAGGAAACCAAAACCUGGAAGUUAACCUAAACUGAUAAAACCAUCAUGGAACAAGUCAAAGGUCAAAAUGAAGCAACGAGAUCUCAACAGGACUUGCUGAUUAUCAUGCAGAACACAGAAGCAUGCGACGCAAAUUAGAACCCUGUACAAUGUUGCUCAAUCCAAAUUUGAGAUCCUUUAUUCUUCCUGUCUUCAAUCAUGAACUUUGCAUUUCUUUUUAUUCAUGGAAAGUAGUAGAAAGUUUGGACGAGUGACAUAUGAAGUUGCUCUUGUGUGUUAGUUCGGACAUUUAUAGAACAUUAGUUCAAAAAUAGACAUUGGAUUUUUAGUUCACAUGUUAUAUGUCAUAGUCAUGUGUUCAUAGAAAUAUAAUAAAUUUUAAAAAAAGAA